This is a messenger RNA of Biomphalaria glabrata, 2772 nucleotides long. Its product is annotated as SET and MYND domain-containing protein 4-like. Bases 11 to 2338 code for a protein of 775 amino acids. The record is from RefSeq and is a predicted model, not a curated record. Lineage: Eukaryota; Metazoa; Mollusca; Gastropoda; Planorbidae. Gene Ontology annotation, molecular function: protein binding. The transcript has 18 exons.
GUAAACAAAGAUGGCUGCGCCCAUUGGUUUCGGUAACUGGCAACAGUCUAUUGAUACUUUUUGUCAUUUAGUAGAAAAUACUGAUGAUUUUAAUUUGUUUCGAUCUUUGAAAUCAAACAAAGAACGUGUUGAAUUUAUAUUUCAUAGGCGCUUUUUGAAACAUGUCCAGUGGCUACCUACAUAUUUUGAAGCCUGUAAGACCUGGCACGGAAAAUCAGCAGAGGUUUCCAAAGUCUGGCGAAACAAAGGGAAUAAGUACUUUCAACUCAAGCAGUACAAAACUGCAGUUGAUGCUUACACUCAGAGCUGCCUAAAUGCACCUGUUGGCUCAGGAGACAACUUAGCACUCGCCUUCGGAAAUAGGUCAGCUGCUCUCUUCCAUCUAGAGCUUUACAAGGAAUGCUUGCUGGACAUUCAGCGUGCAACAGAAUCAGGUUUCCCUGUAGAUUCUUUUCACAAGCUACUGUCUAGAAAAACCAAUGCACUUCUCAGGCUGGGACAGAUGGAGCAAGCUGAACAAAGUUACCAGAUGCUAAAAGAGUUUGUUAAUGGAAAUCAGUUCAGUCUCAAUGGGAGUAGUAAAGAAGAGUUUUUGAAAGAAGUUGCCUGUCUGGCUGCUCAGUUUUCAGAAAGAAAGAGCUCUAUCAUUGAUCAUCCAGCACCAGCAGCUGCCAGGCCUAGUGUCUACAUUGGAAUCAACUUGAUAGUGUCACAAGCAUCAAAAGCUCUCACACUGAACGUCACGCCAGAGAAAGGAAGACAUCUUCUGGCAAAUAGAUUUAUACCUAAGGGAUCAUCAAUUAUUGUUGAGCGUCCAUUCGCUGCAGUCCUCCUUCCUGAUCAGUAUGAGAAUCUUUGCCAUCAUUGUUUUUCAAAGCUUCCCGUGACAUCCAUUGGGUGUGACCAGUGUACAUAUGUUCGAUUCUGCAAUGAAGUGUGUAAAGAAGCCUCAUGGACUUCCUACCACAAGACAGAGUGUCGCUACCUGGAUCUUUUACACUCUGUUGGUAUUGCUCACUUGAGUCUCCGUAUCAUUCUGUGUGCACAACUUCCAUUUUUAAAAGACUUCCUGCUUAAUAACCAAAAAUACAGACUUUCUGAUGAUGUGCUGGCAAAGGGACUUAAUCAGAAUGGCAAGUAUGACAGAAGUUAUAUCAGUGUGUAUGAUCUUAUGACCCAUGAGGAGAACACAGAGCCCCUGGAUAUGUUACAAUAUACUUUGACAGCUGCUUUAUUAUUGACAACAUUAAUUCACUCAGGAGUGUUUCACCAAGUGGAUGCUUCAGGUGAUGCGAAAUGUGUCAGCCACUCUUUGAUUGACUUUAUGUUGGGAAUGAAACAAGCUUCAGAUUCUACAGAAAAACUUCCAGCAGACAUUUCAGAUGUUGGUGAUUUGCUCCUGAGACACAUUCUGCAACUGGUCUGUAAUGCUCAUGCCAUCACAAGUCUUCAAGCUGUGUCAAGGCCAGAUGAAGUCUCACAGACGCAUGACACAGAGCAGGUCAGGAUAGCCACCGCCAUCUAUCCAACAGCAAGUCUAAUGAAUCAUUCCUGUGAUCCUACCAUCAUUUCCAGUUUCAUUGGGGACACACUGAUAGUUAGAACUGUCCAAGAUGUUAACAGUGGGGAAGAAAUUUUUAACUGCUAUGGUCCACACCACUGCCGCAUGAGGCGAGAGGAACGACAGGAAAUAUUAAAAUCUCAAUAUCACUUUGACUGUUUCUGUACCAGAUGUUCCAGUGGGGACUCUUGUAAUGAAAGGUUUUCUGCUCUCAAGUGCUCUUCUUGCGGUGGAGUUUUGUUAAAGACAAAUACCUGUGCAAACUGUGGACAGACUCUAGAUGGACAGACUUGCGCUGAGCUGAAAAAGAAACUAGACAUUACAGGAGCACUGUUCUCUCAGGGUGUUCACAUGAUGUCCAGGAAACAAUUUGAGGAUGCUAUUAAGCUUCUUGAAGACUGCCUUAGACAGCGCCAAAACAUUCUCUAUCAAGAUCACAAAGAUUUGGCUUUAGUUCAAGAUGCUCUUGCCAGAUGCUACGCAAGUACAGGUGACUUCAGCCAAUCAGCCGACCAUUUGUACUCCAGUAUCAGCUUUGCUCGACAGAUGUACGGAGACAAAAGUGUGGAGUACUCCCAUGAGCUACUCAAACUGGCCGAGGUCUUGUUCAACGCUGAGAGGUUCACAGAGUGCUUAACUAUAGCUGAGCAGUGUUUAGCUUUGUUCUCUAGUCUGUAUCCAUCAGGUCACGAGAAUAUUCAACAAGUCAUGGAGCUCAAAGUUGCCACCCAAUUGGCUCUGGCACCAAUGAUGGAAGCCCACACACAGGAACAAUAAUCUCUAUCAAGAAUUUAAAGUGGUUACACCACCUAAGGGGAUCAUAGAAAACGUUUGAAGUCUAGAGGUGCUUUCUUGUCAUGAGGGAAUCUCUAUUAAUUUGUUUUGCUUAAUACUUGAGAUUUUAACUCUACUUUGGGUACACACAAGAAGUCCUUUUUGUGAGAAACUGUAGGAUGUGAAAUCACCUCUUACAAUAUGAAAAGAACACACUAUGAAUUUCUCUUUAUAUUUACUAGUUGCUAUUUUACAAACUUUUAAAUAACAAAGAUAUUCAUUUACUGCAAGUCAGUGGUUUUGCUUUAAUUGUGUUUAUGUUGAGUGGUAUGUGUGAGGAUGUUGCUAAGUACUGAUGAAAACAAAACAUUAUAUUGUUGAUACAAAUUUGUUUUAAAUCUUUGACUAUAUUUCAUUGAAUAAAUAUUAUCUUACAA